CUGCAUUAUGGGGAGCCCUAAGUAGGCACCUUUAACCUUGAGCCUGCUCGCUAGCGACCUCCAGAGGGCCAGGAUGGUUUGGGACCGGUGUGAUAGAGCACUUUUCUAGUUUUAACGACUCUAUUUGCAUAACGGAGUCGGCGCUUCCUCCCGCCGGUCUGCAGGGCUUUUCUUCCCUCCUUCCCGGUCUUCGGUACCCACAUUUGCGGUCCUUCUCUGCUUCCGAGAAGAUCCCUUCUCAAGGAGCUUGAGUCCCGGGCUCUUCUCCCUCGGCCCGGCGAGAGGCACCUGGAGGAGUGGAGUUGAGCUUUGGAGGAGGGGAGCCGCCCUGGCUUUGCCCGACCCUAACAAAGGGAAUCGGGCUGCGCGCCGCGCGAGCGCUCGCUGGGUUCAGCGACCGCCACCGCCUUCCCGAUUGAGAGAGCUGCAAGGGUAGAGCCAGCUGUGCCAAGCUCUGAAACCGGUGGCCGAGAGAGAAGCUAUCAGUGCCGGGGAAGUCAACUGAAAUGAACUGGCCCCCUUGAGCCUUCCCCAAAUACCUGGUCCCCACUUUCCAGCCCGAUGCUGAGGCUGUCCUCUGCACUGUUGCCAAAGACUCAGUACCUUUCAGAAGCAGUCUAUAGUCCUCCUGGACAUAAGCCUCUUUCCUUCAGGGACUUGGUUUUCCUUCUUGAUGCUGAUGCAGGUGGAGAAGAUCUUCCUCUGAGGACUGAGGAAUCUUUGAGAGAUGGUUUUUGAUUAUCCUGAGAAAAAUGAGCCUUGGCCUCCAGACCUAGGAAAGUAAACUCUUUCCCAUGGAGAGCAGUGCUGGCUCCUGAGGACCUAGAGGGCCUGCAGCCCCAGAGGGAUUAGCCAGAAGCAGGAUUAGUUCCUGCUCCCAACAGUGGCUCUCCUGCCCGCACCAUUCAUUAUGAUUCAUACCAACUUGAAGAAAAAGUUCAGCUGUUUCGUCCUGGUCUUUCUCCUGUUUGCAGUCAUCUGUGUGUGGAAGAAAGGGAAUGACUAUGAGGCUCUUACAAUGCAAACCAAGGAAUUCCAGAUGCCGAAGAGCCCGGAGAAGGUGGCCAUGGGACCUGCUUCCCAGGCUGAGUUCUCAAACAGCAAACAAGACCCUCAGGAAGGCAUUCAAAUCCUCAGUUACCCCAGGGUCACGGCCAAGGUCAAGCCACAGCCCUCCUUCCAGGUGUGGGACAAGGACUCCACAUACUCAAAAGUUAACCCCAGGCUGCUGAAGAUCUGGAGGAACUAUCUGAACAUGAACAAAUAUAAAGUAUCCUACAAGGGGCCGGGGCCAGGAGUCAAGUUCAGCGUGGAAUCGCUGCGUUGCCACCUUCGAGACCAUGUGAAUGUGUCUAUGAUAGAGGCCACAGAUUUUCCCUUCAACACCACUGAAUGGGAGGGUUACCUGCCCAAGGAGAACUUUAGAACCAAGGCUGGGCCUUGGCACAGGUGUGCUGUCGUCUCUUCUGCGGGAUCUCUGAAAAACUCCCAGCUUGGUCGAGAGAUUGAUAAUCAUGAUGCAGUCCUGAGGUUUAAUGGGGCACCUACAGACAACUUCCAACAGGAUGUGGGCACGAAAACUACCAUUCGCUUAAUGAACUCUCAGUUAAUCACCACAGACAAGCGCUUCCUUAAGGACAGUUUGUACACUGAAGGAAUCCUAAUUCUGUGGGACCCAUCUAUGUAUCAUGCAGAUAUUCCAAAGUGGUAUCAGAAGCCAGACUACAACUUCUUUGAAACCUAUAAGAGUUACCGAAGGCUUCACCCUAGCCAGCCCUUUUAUAUCCUCAAGCCCCAGAUGCCAUGGGAACUAUGGGACAUCAUUCAGGAAAUCUCUCCAGAUCUGAUUCAGCCAAAUCCUCCAUCCUCCGGCAUGCUGGGUAUCAUCAUCAUGAUGACGCUGUGUGACCAGGUAGAUAUUUACGAGUUCCUCCCAUCCAAGCGCAAGACGGACGUGUGCUACUACCACCAAAAGUUCUUUGACAGUGCCUGCACGAUGGGAGCCUACCACCCGCUCCUCUUCGAGAAGAACAUGGUGAAGCACCUCAACGAGGGGACAGAUGAAGACAUUUAUUUGUUUGGGAAAGCCACCCUGUCUGGCUUCCGGAACAUUCGCUGCUGAGCAUGUGUCCCUACCCAGGCACCCUCAGUCUUCUCCAUAAGUCAUCGUAUGGCCACUCUCCUGGUCCCCACCGCUUGAAGGAGUGGUUUUAUUCAACAGUCCCAGCCUGCUUCUUGCACUCUAGGGGGUUUUGUUGGUGAGAGUUUUGGGGCCUCCACAGCCUAAUGGUAAGGAGGCAGACCCAGCCUUCCCUGCAGCCACAGAGUAUGGGAGGCCAGAUUCUUGCCACACGCAUUCCUUCUAGACAGCAUCCUCCUCUCCUUCCACAUGGGUAGGGGAAGAAAGAUGCACAUUUCUCACCAGGGUUGCCAAAACUAGACUUUGUUUUUCCCAGCCGAAUGAUGCCAUCCUCACAAAGGAGCGCCCUCUAUGGCUUGAAAUCUCCCCUAGGUAUUGAUUUCACAUCCUAAAGAAAGUCUCCCAAAUCAUGAUGGUGUCAGAAGCAGGAUGGCCUCAGGGAGGAGAAGCAAAUGAUUGGGACAGGAUGGGGAAAUGUACUCAGUUACUCUAGAGUAAAGUUGUUCCCCUUGGGACAUAGCCCCGCUGUCACCCUGUCUGGAUAGGCUGACCCUUCAUCCUGGAUGCUUAUGAGCAAAGGAUCUUGGGUAGCCCUCUUCCCACUCCCUGUGGAGACGCAAGCUACAAACCCUUCCACCUGACCCCGACCUGAUCAGAGUUGAGUGGAAGAAAGAGAUGUCUAACAGGCAGCUAGAAUGUGAACAUUCCAUGUACUCAGUGAACUGGGCUCCUCUCUAAGAGCCCGCUGUCUGAAUACCUGGGAGGGGCUGGCUCUACUGUGUUCUUGUAGAUGCAGCACUUAGAGGAAGAAGAGAGACAUACGAUCUGCAUCAGAAGACCUGUUUUCAUUUUCCCCUUUAUCACUGAUCUUACAUUCUGUAGGACCUGUUAGAACAUGGAGGCCCAAGGUAUUUUUGUUAGGAAGUCCUACCCACAUUGGCACCAAGUGCUGCCCCACAGUAGACAGCAGGUUAGUCAGAUAGACUGGGGCUCUUAUUUUAUUUUAUUUUUUCAAGUGUCUACUCCCUUACCAUCUCCUAAUUGCUAUCCCUCCUCUCCCUUACAGUAGGCUUCCCUCCCAAAUUACUUUUAAUCAUUUUCUGUUUGGCAAAUACCCCAACUUUCACUGACCUUAUGGGCCCACCAUGAAAGGUCUCUCAGGGCAUGGGGAAUAUGUUUUCUGGGACUUAGGUUAGAAUCUUAAUCAUGACUGAUUCUCACAAGGGGUGAGGUGUAUGAUCAUAGAUUGCCCUGCCCUCACCCCUGCAAGGGAGUGACAUUGGUCUCUGGGCAGGAAGCACCCACCCUGUUUGACAAGCAUACUCUCACAAGGAUUUUCUGAGACCUCUUGACCUGGUGGGAAGCCACAGCAGCCCACUCAGCCCCUGGCAUGGAGUGGUUCAAUGACUUAUGGUUAGAAUUAAGGUUAUUGAACCCAGGCCACUAAGACACCAUCUGCUGGAUUCCCAAGGCUGGCCUCUGUGCUCACAGGGCCUCAGUGUUUCGAGCUGCAGACCCACUGUCUUAGAGCUCAGAAUCUUGUUUACUGCUGACACCUUGCCUUAUACGGGCAAUAGAAAGCCCGGAGGAAAAGGCCCUGGGUUUCCAGGUUGACCCCCAUUUCCUCACUGUGCCACUUUGUUUCCAUACCUGUAAAAUGGGGGUGACAAUCCUACCUCACAAGGCUGUGUGGGGACUACAGGAAAGCACGUGGCUGGGCUGUGUCCACAGUGCACAGGAAGUAGGUACUCUGCUGUCCUUCCUUGUUUCCUUACAAGAAGACCUACUUGGUGACCACACCCAUGCUGGGCCUUGCUGCAAGGGAGGGCAAUGGAGAGGAAUUGGGCAUCCUUUCUGUUGUGAGACGACUGCGUCAUUUGCAACACACAGGAGCCUACCUCUGCCUGCACCUCAGGGUGCACAGAGCAUUGGGCUGCUUGGCCCCUGUGUGGUAUUGGUCUAGGAAAUUCCUGGCUCGAUUCAAGUUCUGAUCUCAUGCGCUCACCAUAAGGCAUCAGGACUGUGGAUGGAGUGCCCAGCAAACUGACAUUUCUUCUGUCAGCAAGAGGUACAUUAGAGAUGGAGACUACACUGGGUAGAUUCUAGUUUUUAAUUCUUAUUAAAUUGGGGGAAUAAAUUAAUAAGUGUAAUAUGAUUCUGAUGUCUAUUAGACUUUUCUCUGUUCUCUAUAAAUGUGGGCUACAGAGUGGAUGUGGGCAUCACUGUUAGUCUGGCGACGUGUUUGGUAUUUGUGACAGGUAGUUUAAAAUCUGCGACUGAAUGUUAUAGAAAAACGUCUGUCUACGUGGACGCUGACGUCAGUAGCCAUCUAUGCAUCCUAAAUGCAGGAUCCUCUUUCUUCUGCCAAUCGAAUCUAUUGUUGCUCUUGGUUCCGGGUUUGUGUCAGAAACUUUUAAAACAUACCUGUUAAUUCUAAAUUAUCCAAAGAUUAUGUGCAAAUUUUAAAAUAAAUAUCUUUUUCAGAAA
Messenger RNA from Apodemus sylvaticus (European woodmouse), 4627 nucleotides. RefSeq names its product ST6 beta-galactoside alpha-2,6-sialyltransferase 1 (gene St6gal1). The transcript has 9 exons. The record is from RefSeq and is a predicted model, not a curated record. Gene Ontology annotation, molecular function: sialyltransferase activity. The coding region runs from base 911 to 2122 and encodes 403 amino acids. Lineage: Eukaryota; Metazoa; Chordata; Mammalia; Rodentia; Muridae.